AUGGUGGGCACUGACAAGAAUCAGAGUACUGCCAUCAUGUUCAUCCUCUUGGGAUUCUCUGAAUAGUCAGAGUUUGAGAUGCCCCUCUUUCUAUUAUUCUUCAUUAUCUAUGGAAUCACUGUGGUGGAGAAUAUGAGCAUUAUUGUGAUCAUCAGAAUCAAACCUAAACUCCAUAGCCCCAUGUACUUUUUCCUUAAGCACUUGUCCUUUGUGGAUUUCUGUUAUUGCAGUAUAGUUACACCAAAAUUACUAGAGAACUUAGUUGUAGAAGACAGAAGUAUCUCCAUCAAAGGCUGCAUCACACAGUUUUUCUUUGGUGUCACCUGUUUGGUGACAGAGAUGGUCAUGUUGGCAGUAAUGGCACAUGACUGCUUUUUUGCUGUAUGUUAUCCUUUGCUCUAUACAGUUUCCAUGUCCCCAAAACACUGUGCCCUGCUAGUGACUGUAGCAUAUGCGUGGGGCAUAACUUCUAUUGUACUCACCUCCUCACUUCUUAUAUUGUCACUUUGUGAGACCAAAAUCAUUAAUAACUUUACAUGUGAAUAUUCUGUCAUCCUCUCUGCUUCCUGUUCUGACAAACACUUCAAUGAGAUAAUCCUUUUUAUAUUUGCAAAUCUCAAUGUAUUUUGUACCCUCAUCAUUAUUCUAACAUCCUGUCUUUUGAUUUUUGUCACUAUCCUCAAAAUGCAUUCAGCCACAGGGAGAUAUAAAGCUUUCUCCACUUGUGUCUCCCACUUGACAGUUGUUACCAUCUUUUAUGGUACCAUUCUCGUUCUCUAUUGUAUUCCCAGUACCAAUAACUCAUGGCUUAUAGUCAAAAUGGGAUCUGUUUUUUAUGCUGUCGUGAUUCCUAUGCUAAAUCCUUUAAUAUACAGUCUAAGAAACAAAGAUGUGAAGGAAACCUUAAAGAAAUUAAUGCACCUCAAUAUAAUUUCAUAA
Molecule: messenger RNA, 939 nt
Organism: Dromiciops gliroides (monito del monte)
Lineage: Eukaryota; Metazoa; Chordata; Mammalia; Microbiotheria; Microbiotheriidae
Product: olfactory receptor 5D18-like
Exons: 1
Biological process (GO): sensory perception of smell; G protein-coupled receptor signaling pathway
Cellular component (GO): membrane
Molecular function (GO): odorant binding; olfactory receptor activity
Source: RefSeq, a predicted model, not a curated record